Trifolium pratense (red clover) is the source of this 924-nucleotide messenger RNA. RefSeq names its product E3 ubiquitin-protein ligase APD2-like. Bases 1 to 924 code for a protein of 307 amino acids. The record is from RefSeq and is a predicted model, not a curated record. The transcript has 7 exons. NCBI's taxonomy places the organism in Eukaryota, Viridiplantae, Streptophyta, Magnoliopsida, Fabales, Fabaceae.
AUGGAAGAAGAAUCAUGUCAUAACUCUCACACGUAUGAGACAUCUUCUGGUUCUUUAAUUGCAAUUUCUUCAUCAUCUAGUUCCAACUUGCAAAUAGAGAAAGCUAAUUAUGAAGAUUCAAAUGAGCAUAUCCAACACAACCAUUGGAAUCAACAAGAACAACUCAACAACCUGCCUAGGAUCAACAUUCAUAUGACUUUCAUUUUGGAUGAUGUUUGGUCUUGCAUUGUUGUGCUAGUGGUAUUUUGGCUCAUUGUUGGCGUUCACGGAUCUGUUAAUUUACAAUUGGGACCUUACUCCUCACAUUUGAUAGAAAUCAACUCAAUGUUAGUACAGUAUAUUAAGGUGGAACAAAAUAACAAACAAAAACCUGGCCUAAUGCUUUAUGGAUUUGAUCAUCCUCCUCCACUAGAUGUCAAAAUAAAUUGGACUGAGACGUAUGAUGCAUCCAUACCAGCAAAAUCUCAAAAGGCAUUUUCCAAUUUUGAAUGGAUAUUCUACUUGAAUAAAGACUCUCAAUUAGAUGUUUUUUACAAUGUCAAGUCCAUAGGAGCACCCUUAAUCCUUGUAAUUGCUAAAGGUACAGAAUGCUUAAUUAAGUGGAAAAAGGAUCCAUCAUUCCCUAAUGCAACAUUGUACUGGAAUAAUAUCAAUGGAAGUGGUAGUAUUACACAGAAAAUAUCACAUUCAUCAACUUAUUAUGUGGCUAUUGGAAAUAUGAACCCUCAAAAUGUGAAGGUACAAUUGAACUUCAGUGUAAAUGCAGUUCUCUACAAUACAUCUGGUUCUUAUCAAAGAUGUUCUUUGGAUGACGGUUUAUGUAUAUUAAACCCUUCUCUUUCAGAAAACUUUGCAUUAUUAACCACUCCAGGUCCUAGAAAGGUAAAUUUUGGUUUAUAUCUUUUCUUCAGUUACUAUCUCUAA